Beta vulgaris subsp. vulgaris (sugar beet) is the source of this 3083-nucleotide messenger RNA. RefSeq names its product cation/H(+) antiporter 4. The coding region runs from base 514 to 2919 and encodes 801 amino acids. Gene Ontology annotation, molecular function: antiporter activity. The transcript has 3 exons. Gene Ontology annotation, biological process: regulation of pH; proton transmembrane transport. Gene Ontology annotation, cellular component: membrane; endomembrane system. Lineage: Eukaryota; Viridiplantae; Streptophyta; Magnoliopsida; Caryophyllales; Amaranthaceae. The record is from RefSeq and is a predicted model, not a curated record.
AUUGAACAGAUGAUUCAUACAUAUGAUCUUUUAUCUACCAUUUAUAGUGUUGUUACAAGACAAAAUGGCACCACCCAUAUAUAGUAAACAUGAAUAUAAAGGCCAUCAAUAUUAAGUUUUUUUCUUUUUUUUCACCAUCUUUUCUUUCGAUUUUCCUGUUUCUUUUCUGUGAUUAUCAUCCUCCUCCUCAUCCCCUCUCUAUCUCUUUCGUGAUCCCCUAAUUUGUUAACUCUUCCUUCAUCCAUAGAGAAAAAGGAAGAUUUUUGUAAAGGGAUUGCAAAAACACAAAUUUAUAUACAUCAUUACAGAAAAAGUUGAGAGGAUCAAAUUAAUUAGCUAAGGCUACCUCGAUCUCCUAAAAUCCCACCCCGACUUAUUAUUCGGGGUGGGAAAAGGAAAGGCUAUAGCCUAUAGGGCUAAAAACGUGCAUGAACUUGUACGUACCCCUAAAAGAGGGACAUAAGACAGGGAUUAUUCCAUUUUAUCAAUUUUGACAAAAGUACUAAAAUAGAAAUGAAUUCUACAUCAAUAAAGCAACCAUUUUGCAUGAGAGUACCACCAUGGUACCCUAAAGAACACUUGGUGGAAUUCCCUUCUAUGAUAUUGCAACUUCAAAUGUUUGUUGUCUACUGUCUAACUCAAGCCAUACAUCAUAGUUUCUUCAAGCAUUUUGGCCUUCCCCCUCUUGUGUCCCAAUUAAUAGCAGGUGUUCUUCUCUCGCCAGAAAUAUUCAUGGGAAAAAUCAAGUUAUUAAAGACAAUUCAUGAACUCAUAUUUCCAGAGACAAGUGAUGAAGUAUGGAAAUCUAUAUCAAUGUUGGGUUUUUCUCUUUCAAUAUUCAUAAUCGCGGUAAAAACAGAUUUUACCAUCAUCAAGAAAACUGGUAAAAAACCCAUCAUAAUUGGUCUACUAGUACUAAUUUUCACCAGCAUUUCAAGCACAACAUCUGCACUUGUAUAUGGUAAAUUUGCUGGUUUAGGCAACAAUGACAAGAAAAUGGGUGAGCUAACUUCAAGUGCAUCAGUCCUAGCAUUAUCUACAUUUCCAGUAAUUGCUGUUCUUCUUAGUGAUCUUAAGCUCAUUAACUCUGAGCUUGGUAGAUUAGCAUUAUCAUGUGGCAUAAUCGGCGAAAUAGCAGGAAUUACACACACAUUAGUUGCAAAGAGUGUGCUUAGUACAAUAGCAUUGCUAAAAGAACACAAGAAAAAGGAAGUAAUGGUAAAUAUUGGCAACCGUGUUGUUGGGCUCAUUGUGUUUUUCCUAGCUGUGUUCUUCAUUUUUCGGCCUUGGAUGAAAAGAAUCAUAAAAAAGACACCAAAAGGAAAACAAGUGAAGGAUAAUUACUUGAUUCUUAUAUUUUUACUGAUGUUAGUAGGAGGAAUUUUAACUGAUAUAAGUGGAGAGUUUGUGAUAGUUGGUUGUUUUGUGAUGGGAGCUGCAGUACCAGAUGGACCGCCUUUAGGAUCAUCUAUAGUAAAUAAAUUUGAUACAUUUGUUUCAGGGAUUCUUCAGCCAUUUUUGAUAACAAUGUCUGCUAUAAGAGCUAAUGUUUUUAAGAUUAAUUUUCAUGAUAAGGUAACACUUGGUGAAGUACUUGUUACUGUAUCUGGUUUUACUGCAAAGAUCUUGGUGUGCAUUGGUUGUGGAUUUUACUAUGAUAUGGCUAUCUCUGAUGCCUUGUCACUUGCUGCUAUUAUGUCUUCUAAAGGGAUUGUUGAUAUUGGUCUCUUUAACAUGUUUAUUGAUUCUCAGCUAAUUGGAGACUCAACAUAUGCCUACUUAAUUCUUGUCACAAUUGGUGUUGCAAUUAUAGUACCAAUCAUCAUAAAGUUUCUAUAUCAACCUCAAAGAAAAUAUGCAGGAUAUGAAAACAGAGAUAUAGUAAGUUGCAACCUUGAAGCUCAUCUAAGAGUUCUGUGUUGCGUUAGUAGACCAGAUAAUGUACCUCCAUUCAUUCACCUCCUCGCGCUUUCGAAUCCAACCACAAACCACAUGAUUGUCGAUGUUCUACACCUUAUAAAACUCGCAGGAAGAGCACAACCCAUAUUCAUAUCUCAUGACUUACAAGAAGGAAAUGAAUCAGAAAACAUGUCUUAUUCUGAAGAUGUAAUCUCAGCUUUUAACUCAUUAAUUCAAAGAGCAAGCAUGGAAGAAGACCUCUUUAUUCACUUCUUUACAACAGUUACACCACCUAAGGCAAUGCAUGAUGAUAUAUGCACUCUAGCACUUGACAAUUUGGCAUCACUUAUCAUCUUACCAUUCCAUAGAAAACUAAGUAUUCUCGAUGGAUCCAUCGAGUUUGAGGAUCAUGCUCAGCGCGUCCUCAACAGUAACAUCCUUGAACGAGCUCCAUGCUCAGUCGGAAUAUUUAUUAACAGAGGUACAUUCAAGCUCCCCAUACCCGAGUCCUCAAACUUGACCUCAGUAGUGGUGCAAUCGCCAGUGCACCAGCAAAAUGAGUUCUCUGCAGCAGUAAUUUUGUUAGGAGGAACAGAUGAUCAAGAAGCAGUAGCAUAUGCUAAGCGUAUGGCCUCAUUUAAGGUAUGGGUGCUCGUUAUUCGACUCGUUUCUUAUGGUGAUCAAAGUGAGCUAAGUGAGCUUGAUUCUAAAACAUUACAAGAUAUUCAAGAGUAUAAGAAAGUUAACCCACAAUUUAAGUAUUCAGAGCAAAAAGUUCAAGAUGGUUCACAAACUGCAAAAAUGUUAAGGUCUCUUGCGGAAGAAUUUGAUCUUAUUAUUGUAGGAAGAAGACAUAAUUUAGAUUGUCCUCAAACUUCUGGUUUACAACAAUGGAGUGAAGUAAGGGAACUUGGUAUCCUCGGAGAUAUGCUAGCGUCGCCGGAUUUCCCUGGUAAGACGUCGAUAUUGGUGGUUCAACGGCAAAAACAAUGGACAUUAAAAGGUUACAAGCAUAGUUAAGAGGUUGUGAUCUUUUAAUAACUUGUACAUAAGUUCAAAAUUUUGUGGUAUUGAUCUUACAAUUAAGAGUUUUUAUGGUACAAAGUUAUACUCCUUGAUCUAAUUUGUAGUUCUUUGGUUUAAAUAUGGCUUCAAUGAAGAUACAGGUACGUCAACACGUUCGA